This is a messenger RNA of Drosophila gunungcola (fruit fly), 1995 nucleotides long. Its product is annotated as nitric oxide-associated protein 1. The transcript has a single exon. The coding region runs from base 39 to 1922 and encodes 627 amino acids. The record is from RefSeq and is a predicted model, not a curated record. NCBI's taxonomy places the organism in Eukaryota, Metazoa, Arthropoda, Insecta, Diptera, Drosophilidae. Gene Ontology annotation, molecular function: GTP binding.
CAGACUUAAGCUGCUGGCGUUGGAAUUACAAUUACAAAAUGUUGAAGACCUCGCGGCGUUUAUAUAAAACAAUAAAUAAAAAUGUUUAUUCACAAUGUAAGAGACUGCAGAAUACGGCCGCCGACGAGGGACAAAGUGCGCGCCAGAAGGCGUGGCUGUUGGCCAGGGAGCGCUACCAAAAUCACGAGCACAUUCACUACAGUUCCGUCUUGGAGACCAAAGUAAAACCAUCAUUCCUUGUUCCCGAGGCUUUGCCGGCCUUUCCCGAUGACUGGAUGGACGACUACGAGUUCUACCAGGGUGGCCCCGAUGCUGCGGACAAACAGGGCACUCCGGAUCCCGCGAUUGCCGCCUCCAAAGUUCCCUGCAGCGGAUGCGGCGCCAACUUGCACUGCUCAAGUUCCUCCCUGCCCGGUUAUAUUCCCAGUGAAAUAUUCCGUGGGAGGACACGACAAGAGCUCCAGACCAUCACCUGCAAGCGGUGCCACUUCCUAAACCACUAUAAUAUUGCCCUGGACGUGGAGGUGGCUCCAUCAACAUAUGUGGACACCAUAUCCCGCAUCCGGGACAAAUAUGCACUGGCCAUUGUGCUGGUGGACCUGCUCGAUUUUCCCAGCUCCAUUUGGCCGGGCAUGCAACAUGUGCUGGGCGCAAAGCGACCCGUCUUCCUCGUGGGCAACAAGGUGGAUCUGCUGCCACGCGAUUCCAAUGCCUACCUGCAGCACAUAAAGGAUACCUUGCAGCGGGAGUUCAUCAAGCACGGCGGCGGCGAUGGGCUAAAUAUCAAGAAUGUCAGUUUGAUAUCGGCCAAAACGGGCUAUGGAAUCGAGGAGCUCAUCACCCAGCUCCACAAAACGUGGGCCCACAAGGGAGAUAUUUAUCUUCUGGGCUGCACCAAUGUGGGCAAGAGCACGCUGUUCAAUAUCCUGCUCAACUCGGACUAUUGCCGCCCGGAGGCCAGUGACCUGGUGCGCAAGGCCACCACUUGUCCUUGGCCGGGCACCACACUGCAGCUGCUGCGGUUUCCCAUCUUGCGUCCAUCCGGUGAUCGGGUCUACCAGCGAUUCAAGAGACUAGUUUCGGAGCGCAGCGAGAAGGCAGCAAUGGAGAAGGAACGUCGCGCAGUGGCCAGAGAAACGGGAGCGACUGGAGCUGCCCAACCGGUGGCCACCGUUGGACGCACCUUCGAUCGGCGCGACGAUAUCAGCGAUGCCUUCGCCAUGGCCGGUGGCUCCAAGCCCAUAACCACGUUGAACGACCGCCAGAAGGCGUACAAGGAGGCGCGCUGGGUCUACGACACUCCCGGAGUUAUGCAGCCCGACCAGUUGACACCCCUGCUCACAGCGGAGGAACUGGUGAAGCUGCAGCCCUCGACGAUGAUCCGCCCCAGAGCUUUUCGCCUCCGUCCCCAGAUGAGCAUCUUCCUCGGUGGCCUCGCCCGCCUAGAUCUUUUGGACAUAACUAGUUCAAGGAAAAAGUUUGACUGGCUUAAGGUGUUUGUAUUCGCCUCUGAGAAUCUUCCCGUGCUGAUAGCAGACACCCAGGCGGCUGAAAAGGUCUACAACAGAUAUCUGGGAACUCCUUUUCUGGGAGUGCCCAUGACCAGUGAGGAUUUUUCGAAGCCUGAUCGCCUGCAACGCUGGCCCGGAUUGCAGUGCAAAGACGGUGAUAUUGUGCUGUUCAAUGAGGGUCGGAAUGAGGGAAGGUUGAACUGUGAUAUUACCCUGAGCUCUGCUGGCUGGAUGGGAUUCCUCCUGCCUUCCGGGCAUUCCGAGUGUCGUCUGCGUGCGUGGACGCCACAGGCUGCUGGCAUUUAUAGGCGUGAACCUGCCCUGAUACCACUGGUGGAUCGGUUAGUGGGCAAGCACAUAAGGUAUUCUCUGGCCUACAACACCACAAAGCCUUUUGUUUUUAAAAAAUAAAGUCUUGGACAUUGUUAUAGAUUGUUGGGUUUGUUUAUACGAUGUUUUGAACUAGGUUAGGUUAGGAUGGAAA